UUAUUCUAAUUGUAUAGUGAAAGUACUAUGUACUUGCCUAUCUUCUCUGCAUUUUGAAAUAAUCUUAAAAUAGUUUGUAACCGUUACAAAACAAUUUUCUUAUCAGAAAUACAUAAUAUAUGUCAGCAUAAUUGUAAUAUAUAAUUUGCGUAAACUGAAACACUGUGUCCCCGUCAUACUAUACUGACUUUGGUUGUACAAUUAUGUUGUUUAUACAGUUGUUUAUUACACCAUUAUCGGAUUAUUUACGUCAUUGUAAAUAACUUGGCAGUGUUCCCUUGUUUGUGUACGGUUUUGUUGACUCACAAACGUUUUGAACGCCUCGUUGGUGACAGCGAGCUUGUUUUAAUUUGACCUUGAACCUACAACAGCUGUUUAUGGUAUGGAUUCCUUCUGCAGUCUCUUCGACCCUUCAGACGGGAACCAGAGCAAGAAAAAAAAACAGAAGCCGCACCAGGACAGUGUGAAGAAAAAAACAGAGGCUCCAAAAGGUAGGCGCAGAGGACGCAAGUGCCAAGGCAAGAACGAGACCCUCCCGGAAGAGUCCUCUUUCCUCUGCGAGCCGGAGCUCAGCACGGAACUGCUGGUCAAAGAUGGCAGCUACAUAGAGAACUUUAUGGAAGUGAAUAAGAACGAAGAUACCAAAAACACUGGCGCCGAUAAGAAACCGAACAGGCGUAAUUCGUGCCGUAAGAGUAGACGGAAAAAGAACAAAGUGUCGCCGGCCAAAGAGCUAUCAGCUAACUCGGCUUGGGACGAAGAAGUGACGGACAAAUGUUUAAACAAUCAGUCGACAAAGCCAAAAAUAUGCGACGACAACAUUGGGAAGAACGUGAACGAUUUGAAAUUUGAUGACAGCAGAAAGAAUGAGAUGAGAUAUGCUGAUGAGGGCGAGCUACAAGACAAGGAAGUUUACAACGUGAUCGAUAAAUUGGAAAGGAUCAGAAUCAAAGAUGACUUGUAUUUGUCGGGGGACUUCGAUCCCGAAGAUCUGGAUAGCGACUUCUUUUGCAGUUUCGACGAAUUGGAUGACUCGUGUGAUGAUACUGACUCAGACGCGGACGAUUCCGGGGACGAGGUGUACGGUCGUCUGCCCCCCGAACCCAGGUUCGGUAAUGUGGAAUAUAAGUUACAAUUGGUGUCCCCUUGCGAGAGGCGAUUCCAACAUCUAGUUACACAGCUGAAGUGGCGGCUGCGGUCGGGCGGCGGCAGCGCGGUGUACGUGGUGGGCGUGCGCGACUGCGGCGCCGUGCGCGGGCUGCGCGCCGGCGCGCUGCGCGCCUCGCUGCGCGCGCUCCGCAGCAUGGCGGCGGCGCUGGCCGCGCGCCUCGCCAGCGUGGCGCUGCGCCGCCUCGCGCCGCGCCGCGCGCUCGCCGCCGUCUGCAUCCGCCGGCUUCCAGAUCCGCAGCAAAGCGUCGAACUGAGGGUAGCCGUGAUGGGGGCCAACGAGGCCGGCAAGUCUACCCUCAUUGGAGUACUAACUCAAGGUGAACUGGACAACGGCAGAGGGAGCGCCCGUCUCAACAUGUUUCGGCAUCUGCACGAAGUGAAGAGCGGCAGGACGUCCUCGCUCAGCCAUGAGAUACUGGGCUUCGACGCACAGGGUAACGUGGUGAACUACGGCUGUUCGGAGCUGAUGACGGCUGAGAGGAUCGGCGAGCGGAGCGCUAAGCUGGUCUCCUUCCUAGACCUGGCCGGGCACAGCAAGUACCAGAGGACCACGCUUCACGGCCUGUCUGGGUACUCGCCGCACUACGCCAUGCUUGUGAUAUCAGCGACGGCCGGCAUCACCCGCAUCACGGAGGAGCACGUGGGCCUACUCCUGGCCCUGGACCUUCCAUUCUUCGUGGUCAUCACCAAGUGUGAGCUGGCGUCCACCGUGCAGGCUUUGGUGGCGCGGCUGGCUACCAUGAUCGCGUCUGCCAACAAGAAACCUGUGUUAAUAACGGACGAGAGCAUGGCUCGCAGCUGCGUCGCGCCCGGAAAGCUCAUACGGGACUCGGUUGACGAAUUUUCAAGUGACAUGGAAAUAAACAAAGCGACUGACAACCAUCAGCGCGAGGCUGCGGCGGCUGCGGCGGCUGCGGCGGCGGAGGCGGAGGAGAUGCAGACGGUGGGCGUGUUCCCGGUGAGCUGCGUGCGCGGCGCCGGCCUCAACGUGCUGCACGCGCACCUGCUGGCGCUGCAGCCGCCGCGAGCCGCGCCCGCCGCCCGCGCUGAGGCGUGCGAGUUCCAAAUCGACGAGAUAUUCCACGUGGACGAGACGAGCGGGCCGGUGGUGGGCGGACUGCUGGCCCGCGGACAGAUCCUCGAGGGCGACCACCUCGUGAUCGGCCCGAUGGAGAGCGGCGAGUUCGUGGCGACGACGGUGCGCAGCAUCUACCGCAACCGCGUGCCGUGCGCCGGCGUGCGCGCUGGCCACUGCGCGUCGCUGGGGCUGCGGCCGCUGUCCGGCGGCCGGCCGCGGCCCGGACACGUGCUGCUGGCCGCGCCGCCGCCCGCCGCGCCCGCCGCCCGGCCGCGCGCCGCCGCCGGCUGCCCGCGCGGCCGCUGCAAGGCCACGAUUAUGGAAAACGUCAAGAGCAACCAGAGUACAAAACAGGAAAACAGAAAGUCAGUGAGACGGAAAAACAAGAACCUGCUGCAGGACCUGAUACACGUGGAGCAUUCGCUCGCUAAAGAGAUUGGCAACUUCGAGGAGAACAUCUACAAGGCGGACGCUGAGGACGACGGGCACCCCAUAAUGAAGUCCAUGAAGGAGGACGACGCCAGGGUGCCGGGGGACGGCGGUGACGCGAGCGAUCAGCAGUCCGGCGAUGGAGCCAGCGAUGAGGAUGACUGUAUCUGUGACGAUAAAGUGUAUCUCGAGGAUCCCAACGAUCCCAGAGGAUGCAUAUACUUCCAGGCGACCGUGCGUGUGCUGCGGCACGCGACGGCCAUCGCGCGCGGCUUCCAGGGCUCCGUGCUCGUCGGCAGCGUGCGCCAGACCGCCGCCGUCGAGGGUAUCUUGUCGGCGAAUGGGCAGCUGCGGGCGGGCGAGACGGCCUCGGUGCUGUUCAGGUUCGUGAGGUGUCCAGAAUACCUGGUGCGCGGACGGAGGCUGCUGUUCACGGCCGGACUUGGCACCAGAGCAAUUGGACGCAUCACCCAAGUGUUUCCCUACAUACCCUGAAGAACAUGCCAUCGGUUUCAGAUUGAAUAGUGUGAAAAUAAAUAAAUUACUUUAAACGAUGUACAGAGCACAUCUGCAAGGAAUGGAUACAUUAAUAAUUAGAUAUGACACAAUUUUCCUACUUACGCUACUUUAGUUUAAUGUUCCCCCUUGUUUUAUACAUCUUUUCUCUCACUCUACUUCAUUUUUUAUCUGUCCCGUUCAUAUUUCAAUAUUUUUUAUAGAUUUUUAACAUAGAGUAUCUUUUAGAUUUAAAAAAAAAAUUAAAUCGAAAGAUUAGAAAAUAUUUUAAAUAAAUUGGCGGGAUAAAUGUUGCCACCUCUGUUACAAAGUUAGUAGCUAGACUGUGUCCAAAAGUAGCCAUAUUGCCAGAUUUGUAUACUAGCAAAAGUGGCUACAGAUUCCUCUAUUAUCUACUAUUCUUAAUGUAUAGGUGUCAUUUACCAAAGACAAGGAAAAUACUUUAGUAAAUUAUUAAUCCAAUAUCAUACAGAAGUAGCAAAAUUUACUUACCACUUUAUAUAUUUAAUUAUUAGAUGACAAUUCUGAAUAUUUUGUUACAAUUAACCAAAAUAUGACUAAAGUAAAGGAAGCAAAUAUAAUGAACGCAAUUUAAAUACUUGCAAAAUAUUAAUAAUUUUUAAAUUAAAAAAAAAAAACAGUUACUAUACCAACUUCAUUAUCUAUGGUCGAGUUUUGGCGCGAAUUGUGCAUUUAUGAAUGCACAAUACGCGUUGAUUUUUAUGACUUUUCCUAUUUUAUAUUGUCUUAGUACAAUUAUAUAGAUAUAAUUAUUGUGUAACUAAAUUAAUUAUACACGUGAAAACUAAAGAUUAUUGACGCAUGUGUCAUGUGAAUGUUAUAAUUUUUUUUUACUUUUGAAUUAAGAAUUUGGUAUUACUUUUUUUUAUUUUUUUACUGUUUAACUCUCAGGGCAUAGCCUAUAGCUACGUUAUCUAAAUAUUUAUAAUUUUUAGUUGACAAAUUACGACGGACGUCAUGUGUGCGACUUUUUUUUUUCCUCUUUCUAGGCAAAGGAAUUACAUUAAAUUUGUUAUAUUUAAAUUCGUUGCGAUCUCAAACACGCAGUACAAAUACGAUGUUUUGCGGAGAUGUGGUCUAGAGUUUAUUUAUUUAAGAAACUAAAUCAUAAUUGGAACCAGUUAUGCAUAGAAAAUGCAUGUACACAAAAUAAUGCAACAUAAUGAUAUGGGGCCUAUUCUGAGGCUUCUUUUUUCUAAGCCUAAUUCUUAAUCUAAUAAUUUUAUGGAUUUUCGUAAACAAGUUAUAUAGUAAUUUUUAUUUUAUUAGAAAUAUUGUUCAUAUUGGUCCGUGGAAUAAAAAAUUUCGGUUAUGCCAAAAUGUAAUUUAACUUGAACAGCUAUAGUUUAAGUAUAUAUAAAUACCUGACGGGGCAAUAAGUAAUCGUUUGUCAUGAUUGUGGUGUGUCCUGAAUGUUACUUGUAGAAAAAUAAUAAUUUACUAGUUACGAACCUCGUAUAUAUGACGCUGACAGAGAUGGUAGUAAAAAUGGCAACCGAUCGUCAUAGAGGGAAAAAAGAAAAUUAAAUUUAUUUGUAAAGUGUUGUGAAGGUUUUGUUUUAUAUUUAUUAGUAUGUACUGACAUAUCUGCGGAACGCAGUGUUGAUCUGCACUUCAAAGUACUUUGUAGAAAUUAGUAAAUAUUACUUAAGUAUAUUGAAUUUGAUUUAUAAUUUUAAAUACAUAUGACAAAGACGCCAUCUUGUUUUUUUGGCGCCAACUAUAGAUACAAUGAAUUAAUCAUUAUUUUAGGAAAUAAAUUAAGCAUGAUUUAACUUAAGCAUUAACUUGCACUUUAAUAAUUUACUCAUAUAUAUUACUGCGCAGACUUCGUUCAUUUUGUUCAAUUGUUUCUUGAAAUUUCGCAAACAGCGGGGUUGAAUCGACAGAGCCAAAUAAGUUCGAUGCGAACGAUUGCUCUUUGUCAAGUUUGCUUCUCAACACUUAAGUGACAGUUAAAUCAACUUUUCUCCAAUAAACUGCCAUUUAGGCGGUUUACGAUAUAGUGGCAAAAAAAUAUAUUUAUGCAAGUAAUUUUAGUUCCUAAAUCGCUCAGUAGAGGCAGCACCCUCGUUCGGUAGGUAAUUUUUAAACAAUAUAAAUAAUGAAAUUUGAUAGCAAAUAUUGUAUAAUUUUCAAUUGUCGCAACCCACCACUUAAGUGAUCACCCCAUAGUUUAUGGAAUUCCGGAUUUAUCUCGUGCAAUAGCGAUAUACAAAUUGUAAAAUACUAUAAAUACUUAAUCAGCACAUGCAAUUUCAAUAAAAUAAUUUCAAUUUAA
Galleria mellonella (greater wax moth) is the source of this 5495-nucleotide messenger RNA. RefSeq names its product GTP-binding protein 2-like. NCBI's taxonomy places the organism in Eukaryota, Metazoa, Arthropoda, Insecta, Lepidoptera, Pyralidae. Gene Ontology annotation, biological process: translational elongation. The record is from RefSeq and is a predicted model, not a curated record. Bases 383 to 3172 code for a protein of 929 amino acids. Gene Ontology annotation, molecular function: GTPase activity; GTP binding; translation elongation factor activity. The transcript is spliced from 18 exons.